Molecule: messenger RNA, 1845 nt
Organism: Puntigrus tetrazona (Sumatra barb)
Lineage: Eukaryota; Metazoa; Chordata; Actinopteri; Cypriniformes; Cyprinidae
Product: cytochrome P450 7A1
Exons: 6
Coding region: 71-1594 (507 amino acids)
Biological process (GO): cholesterol homeostasis; bile acid biosynthetic process
Molecular function (GO): iron ion binding; steroid hydroxylase activity; oxidoreductase activity, acting on paired donors, with incorporation or reduction of molecular oxygen
Source: RefSeq, a predicted model, not a curated record
UCUAAGGCGAGGGCAGGGAACGAGCGAUCAAAAUGUAGUUGGGGGGAAAGCAAAACGCAGGUUACCCGAUAUGGCUACCUUUCUUGUCAUUAUUACGACGAUUCUUCUUACAUUUUGGAUAGUGUGGGUAUGCGGAUACUCACGGAAAAGGAGAGAAGGGGAACCUCCAUUAAUUACUGGUUGGCUGCCAUUCAUUGGUGUCACGUUGGAUUAUGUUUCAAACCCUUUAAGCUUCUUAAGAGAGACUCAGAAAAAAUAUGGGAAUGUUUUCACAUGUAAGAUUGCUGGGAAGUACUUCACUUUUGUAACAGACCCAUUUUCUUUCUCCAUUGUGAUGCGGCAAAGCAAAAAUCUUGACUUUCAGAAGUUUGCGAUUGGUUUUUCACACCGGGUCUUUGGUCAUGCUGACUUUAGCUCUUUGCUGCUCAGUGAGAGUUAUAAGGAAGUUCACAGCAUUUUUCGACAGACACUUCAAGGCCUGUCCCUGCAGCAGCUAUCAGAGUCCAUGCUAGGCAAUCUGCAGAUGGUUUUGGAACGCGGUCUACCAUAUGAGCAUGACUGGCUUGAAGAGGGUCUUCAGAGCUUCACAAACCGCAUCAUGUUUGAGGCAGGGUUUCUUACUCUGUUUGGAAAGAAUCCAGGGUCUCUACAGGCCGAUGACAUGUCAGGCACCAGAAUAUGCAUGCAGAAAAUGGUGCAAGACUUUUUGGUGUUUGAUCAUGCUUUCCCUGUACUGGCUGCAGGGGUUCCCAUUGGUUUGUGCACAAAAGCAUGGCGGGCAAGGGAAGCCUUAGCAGAAGAAUUGCUAAAUGAUAAGCUUCAUUGCCGGAAAUGCAUCUCAGAUCUGAUUCAGCGCAGAAUGAAUGUAUUUGACCGCAUGCAUUUGGAUGAAAGUGGAAAAGCAAAGACACAUGUGUGCAUGCUAUGGGCAUCACAGGCUAAUACUCUGCCAGCAGCUUUCUGGAGCCUGUACUAUACAUUGAGGUCUGUUGAAGCUUUCACCGCUGCUUGCACAGAGGUCAACAGGGUUUUUUUAGGUCAGUUAAUAAACAACCAGGACCAAACAAUCUGCCUUUCUAGAGAGCAGCUGGACUCUAUGGCUGUGUUAGAAAGUAUUAUUGAAGAAGCGCUUCGCCUGUCUAGUGCCUCCAUGAUGAUACGUGUUGCCAGUGAUGACUUUACACUGACACUGGAUUCAGAUCAGACAGCUGAUGUGAGAAAAGGAGAUUACAUUGCUCUUUACCCCCAACUCAUACACCUGGAUCCGGAAAUCUACCCUAGCCCUACAGAGUUCAAAUAUAACCGCUUCCUGGAUGAAAAAGGUCAACGAAAGAGUAAUUUCUUCAAAAAUGAUCGCAAACUAAAGCAUUACUUGUUGCCGUUUGGUUCUGGCGCAAGCGAGUGUCCUGGCCGUUUUUUUGCAGUACAUGAGAUUAAACAGUUCCUCGCGCUGACACUGUGGAAUUAUGACCUACAGCUCAGUGACCCUGAUGCCACUGUGGUUCCAGACAGUACUCGUGCAGGCCUGGGUAUACUGCCACCAUCACGAGAUGUACUUCUCAGAUACAGAAGGAAAACUAACCAACAGUUAUGAUAGGAAAUGGAUGAAAAGUAUAAGAUGCAAGAAGGAACAUGAAGAUCUUUGUUAAAUUGCUUAAUAAAUCAGCCACACAAUAGUAAACUGCCUUACACCAACACCGCUUCUGUAUGAUGAAAAUGUUUAUAUUUAAAAGUAAUUGUAUAUUUGCUUACAUUAAAAUGUAUUUUUUGAGAUUAGGUGGGCAUGAUUGUAAACAACGUGUAAGAAUACCUUUUACUAUUAAAAAGAGUAUUGUUUUAGAAUUA